Molecule: messenger RNA, 1108 nt
Organism: Camelina sativa (false flax)
Lineage: Eukaryota; Viridiplantae; Streptophyta; Magnoliopsida; Brassicales; Brassicaceae
Product: transcription factor DUO1-like
Source: RefSeq, a predicted model, not a curated record
CAAAAAAAAUAGAAGAAACAAGCCGAGAUCAGUGAGAGUUAGAGAGAUGAGGAAAAUGGAAGCGAAUAAUAAUAAUAAGAAGGAAGAGAUAAAGAAAGGGCCAUGGAAAGCCGAAGAAGACGAAGUAUUGAUCAACCAUGUUAAGAGAUACGGUCCUCGUGACUGGAGCUCCAUUCGAUCCAAAGGUCUUCUUCACCGCACUGGCAAAUCUUGUCGUCUCCGUUGGGUCAAUAAACUCCGUCCCAAUCUCAAAAAUGGAUGCAAGUUCUCGGCUGAUGAAGAGAGGGUUGUGAUUGAGUUGCAAUCUGAUUUUGGGAACAAAUGGGCUAGAAUCGCUACGUAUUUACCUGGAAGAACUGAUAACGAUGUUAAGAACUUUUGGAGUAGCAGACAAAAGAGACUCGCUAGGAUUCUUCAUAACUCCUCCUCUGAUGCUUCCACUUCUAAGUCUUCCUCUUCUUCUUCUCAUCGAUGCAAGGGCAAACACGUCAAACCAAUCCGUCAAUCUUGCAAUCCCACUCAGGGUUUUAGUUUGGUUGAGGAAGAAGAGAUUACUGUUUCUUCUUCUUCAUCGUUGAUGAAGGUUCCUUAUUCUUCUUCUGACCAAGUUGAUGAUAAAGCCUUGAGAUUGCCUGAUUUGGGUAUUAAGUUCGAGCAUCAGCCUUUCACUUUUGGCACUGAUCUUGUUAUAGCUGAGUUCUCUGACUCACCUAACGAUGCAGAUCAGCAAGCUCUUAUCCCUUUCUCUCCGGAAAGCAGAGAGCUUUUGGCUAGACUUGACGACCCUUUUUACUAUGAUAUACUUGGACCUGCUGAUUCCUCUGAGCCAUUGUUCGCUCUUCCUCAGCCGUUUUUUGAGCCCUCCCCUGCCCCGAGAAGAUGCAGACAUGUUUCAAAGGAUGAAGAACCUGAUGUUUUCUUAGACGAUUUCCCUGCUGACAUGUUUGAUCAAGUUGAUCCGAUCCGGACUCCUUAGAUUGUUCUUCUUGUUUGUAGAUUGGUCUUCCUUUUGUGUUGUGUUUAGGUCUAAUUUGAUGCCUUCUAUUAACUAUGAAGAACUGUUUCUAGAUGUUUCAAGCAACAGUCUAACUAUGUAAUGACAAUUCUU